GGUCCUGGGGACCCGGGUUCUCAUUCUCCUCUCUGGAGCUGGUGAGGCUGUCCUUGCUAGUCAGUGACAACUACAGGGCCAAAGGGAGGGUGUGUCCCAGGAGGCCCAGCCCACCUCUGCCUGCACCUGCGGUCAGCGGGGUGCAGAGUCUGUGAAGGCACCUCCCGGAGUGGGGUCUGCAAAGAUCAUGGCCACUCUGCCACCCACAGGGGCCCGGGCCGGACGCCUGGGCUGUGCCGCCUCGGCAACCAGGCCGAGGAAUGUGCAGGUGCGGCCGGGAGCCCGCCGGCCACAGCUGCAUCCAUGCCCUUCUCCGAGUGGUGAUGGCGGGGAGAGGCCUGGCUGUCUGCGGGCAGAUUGCUUGGGCUUUCACAGAAGCCCGCUGUUAGAGCAGGUUCCCGGCCUUGGAUCUGUCUGCUCCAGCUGGACGCCCUGAGCCUCGCCGGGCCCAGUCCACCCCCGUCCACUCUGCCAGGGGCAGCUCAGAGCCCUCGCCACGCGGGGCUGAGCGCAGGGAAGGCAGCAUCACGGAGUUCGCUCAGCUCCACAGAACACCCGUGUUGCUCGCGGAGACUUUUUGUUUUUGUGCUUCUUAUGAAGAGGCAGGUUUUCUUUCUUCCUGAACCAAAAGGGUUUAGAUGGAGCACAAGAUUCAGGCCAUAUUUACAAGAACAAUUGAUUUUUCUGCCAGGCAGAGCAGCCAGUCUGUCUCGGAGGCUGUGCUGUGGUGUGGGGAGGCCCCUUGCUCAGAUCAGCCUGUGCCUUCCCCAGGCCCCGGCCCAUCCACCUGCCCUUCCGUAGGUCUGAGCACCUCUUCUUCCAUGCCCAGGACGACCUGGUCCCGAGUUUGGCCAGGACCCCCUGCUAUCUGCCGUCCACAGGCCUGGUGACAGAGAAAGCAGUGCCCUGGAACAGCAGCCCGGCUUUGGGGUGCUCAGCCCUCUCUGUAGGAUCCCGUGUGGCUCAAGGGAUCUGCCAGGCCUCCAACGGGCAAGAGGGGCCCUGAGCCAUGGAUCCAUUCUGGGCGGAGGCAGCCCCCACAGCCGCCUGCCUCAAAUGCUCAGCCCUAGGCCCUCGGCCCCGUAGCUCUGCAGCCACAGACGGGUGCCUUCCCCAGGCCGAGAGGAGGGUGGGGUCCAGCUGCUCAGGAUCUCACAGGGUGGCCCUGACGAGCACCUUCCCUUGCAGCCACAGCCACUCGCCCGGGUCUAUGGCCACGGUCGGAGAGUGGUCCUGUGUGCGCUGCACCUUCCUGAACCCGGCCGGCCAGCGCCAGUGCUCCAUCUGCGAGGCCCCCCGGCACAAGCCCGACCUCAACCACAUCCUGCGGCUCAGCGUGGAGGAGCAGAAAUGGCCCUGCGCCCGCUGCACCUUCCGCAACUUCCUGGGCAAGGAGGCCUGCGAGGUGUGCGGCUUCACCCCGGAGCCUGCGCCUGGGGCUGCCUUCCUGCCAGUCCUCAACGGUGUCCUCCCCAAGCCACCCGCCAUCCUGGGGGAGCCCAAGGGCAGCUGCCAGGAGGAAGCAGGUCCAGUGAGGACUGCGGGGCUGGUGGCCACGGAGCCCGCCAGGGGGCAGCGCGAGGACAAGGACGAGGAGGAGAAGGAGGAGCGGGAGGAGGAGGAGGGAGCGGCGGAGCCCAGAGGGGGCUGGGCGUGUCCGCGUUGCACGCUGCACAACACGCCCGUGGCCAGCUCCUGCUCCGUCUGCGGGGGCCCACGCAGGCUCUCGCUGCCACGGAUCCCUCCUGAGGCCCUGGUGGUCCCGGAAGUGGUGGCCCCGGCCGGCUUCCACGUCGUGCCUGCCGCGCCUCCACCUGGCCUCCCCGGGGAAGGUGCCGAGGCCAACCCCCCAGCCACCAGCCAGGGCCCAGCUGCCGAACCAGAGCCGCCCAGGGUCCCGCCCUUCAGCCCCUUCUCGUCCACCCUGCAGAACAACCCCGUGCCGCGCAGCCGACGCGAGGUUCCCCCCCAGCUGCAGCCGCCGGUGCCUGAGGCUGCCCAGCCGUCACCCUCUGCCGGCUGCAGGGGACCCCCCCAGGGCUCGGGCUGGGCUGGGGCCUCCCGCCUAGCAGAGUUGCUGUCUGGCAAGCGGCUGAGUGUGCUGGAGGAAGAGGCCACAGAGGGUGGCACCAGCCGCUUAGAGGCCGGCAGCUCCACCUCGGGCAGUGACAUCAUCGACCUGGCCGGAGACACCGUGCGUUACACGCCCGCCAGCCCCUCCAGCCCCGACUUCACCACCUGGUCGUGUGCCAAGUGCACGCUCAGAAACCCCACAGCGGCCCCCAGGUGCUCGGCCUGCGGCUGCUCCAAACUGCACGGCUUCCAGGAGCAUGGCGAGCCUCCCACCCACUGCCCCGACUGUGGGGCCGACAAGCCCAGCCCCUGCGGCAGAAGCUGCGGACGGGUGUCCUCGGCCCAGAAGGCCGCCCGCGUCCUGCCCGAGCGCCCGGGCCAGUGGGCCUGCCCUGCCUGUACCCUGCUCAACGCACCGCGGGCCAAGCACUGCGCCGCCUGCCACACGCCUCAGCUCCUGGUGGCCCAGCGGCUGGGGGCCGCGCCCCUGAGGCGCAGGGAGAGCAUGCACGUGGAGCAGCGGCGGCAGACGGACGAGGGCGAGGCCAAGGCGCUCUGGGAGAACAUCGUGGCCUUCUGCCGGGAGAACAACGUGAGCUUCGUGGAUGACAGCUUCCCUCCCGGGCCCGAGUCUGUCGGCUUCCCCGCGGGUGACAGCGUGCAGCAGCGUGUGAGGCAGUGGCUGCGGCCCCAGGAGAUCAACUGCUCCGUCUUCAGGGACCACAGGGCCACAUGGUCUGUGUUCCACACACUGCGGCCCUCAGACAUCCUGCAGGGGCUGCUGGGGAACUGCUGGUUCCUGAGCGCCCUGGCGGUGCUGGCAGAGCGGCCGGACCUAGUGGAGCGGGUGAUGGUCACGCGCAGCCUGUGUGCAGAGGGCGCCUACCAGGUGCGGCUGUGCAAGGACGGCACGUGGACCACGGUGCUGGUGGACGACAUGCUGCCCUGUGAUGAGGCCGGCUGCCUCCUCUUCUCACAGGCGCAGCGGAAGCAGCUGUGGGUGGCCCUCAUCGAGAAGGCGCUGGCCAAGCUGCACGGCUCCUACUUUGCGCUCCAGGCGGGCCGUGCCAUCGAAGGCCUGGCCACGCUCACCGGCGCCCCCUGUGAGAGCCUGGCGCUGCAGCUCAGCUCCACUAACCCCCGCGAGGAGCCCGUUGACACUGACCUCAUCUGGGCCAAAAUGCUGAGUUCUAAGGAGGCUGGGUUCCUCAUGGGUGCCUCCUGUGGCGGGGGCAACAUGAAGGUGGACGAUUCGGCCUAUGAGAGCCUGGGCCUGCGCCCCCGCCAUGCCUACUCCAUCCUGGAUGUCCGAGAUGUCCAGGGCACCAGGCUUCUGCGGCUCCGAAACCCGUGGGGCCGUUUCUCCUGGAACGGCAGCUGGUCCGACGAGUGGCCACACUGGCCGGGGCACCUGCGUGGCGAGCUCAUGCCGCACGGCAGCAGUGAGGGCGUCUUCUGGAUGGAGUACGGCGACUUUGUCAGGUACUUCGACUCCGUGGACAUCUGUAAGGUGCACUCGGACUGGCAGGAGGCGCGGGUGCAGGGCUGCUUUCCCAGCUCGGCCAGCGCGCCCGUGGGGGUAACAGCGCUCACGGUGCUGGAGCGGGCCUCGCUGGAGUUCGCGCUCUUCCAGGAGGGCAGCAGGCGCUCGGACGCAGUGGACAGCCACCUGCUGGACCUGUGCAUCCUGGUGUUCCGGGCCACGUUCGGCAGCGGCGGCCACCUCAGCCUGGGCCGCCUCCUGGCCCACAGUAAGCGCGCGGUCAAGAAGUUUGUCAGCUGCGACGUCAUGCUGGAGCCUGGCGAGUACGCCGUGGUGUGCUGCGCCUUCAACCACUGGGGGCCGCCCCUGCUGGGCACCCCUGCCCCCCAGGCCUCCAGCCCGUCAGCAGGGGUCCCGAGAGCCUCCCCAGAGCCGCCGGGCCACGUGCUGGCUGUGUACAGCUCGAGGCUGGUCAUGGUGGAGCCCGUGGAAGCCCAGCCGACCACGCUGGCCGACGCCAUCAUCCUGCUCACCGAGAGCCGCGGAGAGCGGCACGAGGGCCGUGAGGGCAUGACCUGCUACUACCUGACACACGGUUGGGCGGGGCUCAUCGUGGUGGUGGAGAACCGACACCCCAAGGCCUACCUGCACGUGCAGUGUGACUGCACCGACAGCUUCAACGUGGUGUCCACACGCGGCAGCCUGCGCACCCAGGAUAGCGUGCCACCCCUGCACAGGCAGGUCCUGGUGAUCUUGUCCCAGCUAGAGGGCAACGCCGGCUUCUCUAUCACCCACCGCCUGGCACAUCGCAAGGCAGCCCAGGCCUUCCUCAGUGACUGGACAGCCUCCAAGGGGACCCACAGCCCCCCGCUCACGCCAGAGGUCGCCGGUCUGCAUGGGCCCCGACCGCUGUGACCACCACGCCUGGGGCAGGGGCUGUGCACAGACGGUUCCCCCACCCCCACACGCACUUUAUGAGGGAGACCCCGACAGAGGACGCUUGAGCCAGAAUCUCAGGACCCUGCCCAGGGAGCUGCCAGCCCAGGGCUCAGCUUCCCAUGGGCCCCCCGCCCCCCUCCCUCCCCUCCCUGAACCCCACAGUCCGCCUGGCCAGGCCUCCCGGCCGCCACGCAGAAUACCUCGAACCAGGCGGGCUGUGAACCAGCCCCGCUCACCUGCCAGCCCCAACACCCGACGGGGGCCGAGGCCAGGCUGCCCCUCCCUGUGGGCUCAGGGUCUCCUGCGGGGGAGGCAGCCAGGAGCUCUGUCCACAAAACCAAAUCUGGGUGUCAGAGGCCAAGACCCUGGGGUGGGAUCAGGGACCACCCCUCACGGGGCAUAAGGUCAGUUUUCCCCCAGAGCCCGGGUCCCUGUCCCCCACAGGGCAGGCGGGGUCCCUGGAGCCCUGGUGUGGAGCGGCGAGUCCCGGGGCGGUGCCUGUCUCAGAAGAAGGGGCCCUUGGCCAGCCCCCCAGUGACACUAUGCAAAUCCUGGAGUGCCCGCCAGGAUCGAAGCCAUGACUGGGUGCAGGCGGGCGCCAGGCCCGCUGUGGGUGGGCACCAGUUCUCAGCACCGCUCACUGCUGCCGGGCACACUGGGAUCAGCAGGCUCCUCAGCCAACCCUGUCCCUCGGCCCGGCCCUGCCAGAGAGGGACCCCAGCACAUCGUGGGCAUGGGCAGGGCUCAGCCGCUCCCACCUCCCCACAGAAGCCCAGGAGUGUGUGGACGUCUGAGCCCAGCUUUCUGCGUCCCCACCCGGCCCUCCUGGCCCCUCACCCCCGGCAGCGGGCCGGCCUCGCCCCCACUCCCCCUCCUACCCCGGCAGGGGCUUCCGGGGCCUUUUCACCUGGAGAAACAUUCCCACUCCCCUUUGGCCUCCCUGUACUCUGAGCUGUGAAUAUUUUUAACCCUGUAAAUAUGGCCAGCUCUUGUGACACAGAGACUAUUUUAUCAACUGUCAGCCCCGUUUCUUUACCAUAGGAUUCUCCACAGUGGUUUCCGACUCAGGCUCCAAUGGACCAAAUAAAAGCGUUUUGUUUUGUAA
Messenger RNA from Pan troglodytes (chimpanzee), 5600 nucleotides. It is a transcript of the gene CAPN15, whose product is annotated as calpain 15. The coding region runs from base 1010 to 4471 and encodes 1153 amino acids. Gene Ontology annotation, cellular component: cytoplasm. The transcript has 11 exons. The record is from RefSeq and is a predicted model, not a curated record. Gene Ontology annotation, molecular function: calcium-dependent cysteine-type endopeptidase activity. NCBI's taxonomy places the organism in Eukaryota, Metazoa, Chordata, Mammalia, Primates, Hominidae. Gene Ontology annotation, biological process: proteolysis.